Molecule: messenger RNA, 11026 nt
Organism: Lytechinus pictus (painted urchin)
Lineage: Eukaryota; Metazoa; Echinodermata; Echinoidea; Temnopleuroida; Toxopneustidae
Product: serine/threonine-protein kinase MRCK alpha-like
Exons: 33
Coding region: 5-4324 (1439 amino acids)
Biological process (GO): actomyosin structure organization; peptidyl-threonine phosphorylation
Cellular component (GO): cytoplasm; cytoskeleton
Molecular function (GO): protein serine/threonine kinase activity; ATP binding
Source: RefSeq, a predicted model, not a curated record
GGCGAUGGAGGAUGGCAAAGGGAGAUAUGGUCCGGAGUGUGACUGGUGGUCAUUAGGAGUCUGUAUGUAUGAGAUGCUGUAUGGUGAAACGCCCUUCUAUGCGGAAUCACUAGUAGAGACAUAUGGCAAGAUCAUGAAUCAUAAAAAUCAAUUUGACUUCCCUCCUGAAACGGAAGAUGAAGUCGCUAUUUCAGAGGAUGCCAAGGAUUUAAUAUGCAGUCUCAUUUGUUCAGCAGAAGUACGAUUAGGGCGCAACGGGCUAAAGGACUUCAAGGACCAUCCGUUCUUCAACGGCAUUGAUUGGGAAAAUAUCAGGAAUAUGAAACCUCCGUAUGUCCCCGAUGUGAAGAGUGCCACAGACACAUCCAACUUUGAUGUUGAUGAGGCCGACCUUAGGAACUCGGAAGUCUUACCUCCAAGCUCACACGCUGCUUUCACAGGCAAUCAUCUACCCUUUCUAGGUUAUACCUUCACCAGAAAUAGCAAUCUCUCUGAUCUGGGAGUACUAGCGGAUGUGAAGGAGGUGAUAUCCAGCGGUAAGGAAGGUGUUGAUAGUGCCCAGGUAGAGAGCCUGGAAAGACGGAUCAACAAACUAGAGACUGAGAAAACUGAACUCACUAAUAGGUUAUCAGAAUUAAAAAGCAGUGGAGGAGGGGAGAAUGAUGAAGUUAGAAGAUUACAAGAAGAAAUCAAGUCAUUUAAAUCUAGAAUAGCAGCCUCUGAAUUAGAGAGUAAGAAUGUAAGAGACAGCUACCAAGCCAUGGCCAAAGAGAUGCAGAGUGCAGAAGACGAGAAGUCAAGUAAAAUCAAGACAUUAGAAAGAUCUGCCAAAUUAUUAAAGCAGGAAAAGGAGAAUCUGGAGAGAGAAUUAGAUGAAUUUCAUGAGAGAAAUCGCCAAAUAAAUAAAGAAUUGAAAGAAGCCAAAUCACAAGGAAAGCUUGCCAUGCAGGAAUUCACAGAAAUUAAUGAAAGGUAUGCAGACAUCAUGUCACAGAAACAGAAGCUCUCAAGAGAUCUACGAGAUAAAGAGGAGGAAAUAGAGGUCUUCUCACAGAAAGUAGACUCACAGAGAGCCGAUAUCAGGAAACAUGAACAGGCCAGUAAAGAGCUUGAAGCUCAACAAGAAGAUCUCCAGGUGGAGAUUGCAAGAGAGAAGAAACUAAGACAGCAGAGUGAACAGAAUAUCAAGCAACUUAAAGAAGAGCUAGAAGGCCUCAAGGUAAACUCAGUAGGUCGAGCCAAGCCUGAUACAGACAAGUAUGAGAAGGAGGUUGCACGUCUCAAGCAGGAGAUGGAGAAGAAAGAAGUCCAGUUUGCAGAGGGUGUGGCCAAGGAGAAGUCAAGGCAUACCAUGGAAGAAAAGAUCUUGAAGGAGCAGAUAAACGAGAACGAGGACAAGAUUGUUUCGAUGCGACGAGAGAUCACCACCCUCCAGGACAAACUAGAACGUCUCCAGAUCACCAACACGGAGGACCAGCAUGCCAAGAUGAAGAUGGACGACAUGAAGAGGAAUUAUGAGAGGACCAAGGCUCUAAUUAACGAUGACAAGACCAAACUUAGCCAAGAGCUUGAUAAGACCCUUCUUGAAAAAGAAAGGUUACAACGAGAGCUGAGACUAGCAGAAGAGAAACUAGAAGAGAUGUCUAGAAACAAAGAUUCCGUGGCUCACUGGGAGGCACAGAUUGCAGAGAUCAUCCAAUGGGUUAGUGAUGAGAAAGAUGCAAGAGGAUACCUUCAAGCCUUGGCUUCUAAGAUGACUGACGAGCUUGAGACUAUCAAAGUUUCAGGCAUUGUUGGUGCUGCUAGGGAGAAGAGUUGGCAAACCAGGAGGUCACAGAGGAUGGACAGGAUGGAGCUACUCAAUCUUCAGUCCAACCUCCGCAGUGAGAUCCAAGCUAAGGAACAGAUCACUGAAGAACUUAAGAAGGUCAAGGCUGCACAUGCUGCUGAUGAGAGUAAAUUGAGGAGUGCGGGAGCCAGGAAUACAGAACUUACGGAUGAGGUCUCCAAACUCAACAAUCGUGUAACUGAGUUGGAGCAACAGCUGCAAGAGUCUAAGCAAAAUGCUGCAGAGAAGGUUGGAUCAAAUAUAAACUUCGCUUUCUUAGAUCGGUACCUGGAUGUGGAUACAAGGCUGGACUUCUCUGACAUGGAAGAACCAGUCAAGGACACAGGUGCUUCAUUUGAACCUGUGCCCACUGAUGAUAAGAGUGUCCACUCAUCGGGUACAUCAUCAGGGGAGACGCCGCCCCCCACACCAAAGCACAAGACGCACAAAUUUGUGAUAACCAACUUCCAGGUACCGGCCAAGUGUGCUCACUGUACAUCGUUGAUGCUAGGUCAGAGUAGGCAAGGCAUGAUGUGUGAAGUUUGUCAUUUUGCUUGUCAUGUGGCCUGUGCUGAGAAAGCUCCUAGUGUAUGUCCAAUCUCACAACAACAAAUGGCAAAACCUCAAGGUAUAGACCCGACACGAGGCAUCGGUACUGCGUACGAAGGUAUACUCAAGAUCCCCAAGCCGGGCGGUGUAAGGAAAGGCUGGAUGAAGCAGUUUGUAGUGGUGUGUGACUUUAAGCUCUUCCUCUUCGACGUCUUAGAUGGGAGGGGGUCGCAUCCUACCAACGAUAUCUCACAUAUCUUAGACAUGAGGGAUGAAGAGUUUUCUGUUAGUUCUGUCCUAGCUGCCGAUGUUAUCCAUGCACCUUCUAAAGAUGUACCAUGUAUAUUCAAGGUAUCGGUAUCCCAGCUGAAUCCUCCUGGUCUGUGUGCUCAGCUCCUGCUCUUAGCCGACAGCGAGGCCGAGAAAAGGAAAUGGGUGGAUGCACUCAACAACCUUCAACGUCAUCUCAAACACAAUCAGCUGCCAGACAGGACAGUCUUCAGAGCCCAGGAGGUCUUCGAUAGCAGUAUGCCGCUUGUCAAGGUCACGCACUGUGCAGAUAUUGUUGAUGCUAGUAGGUUUGUGAUUGGAACAGAGGAUGGUCUGUACACAGUAGAGAUCUCUUCUGGUUACAUUGUGCGGGUAGACCGCAAGCAAAUCCAUCAAGUACGGGUACUCAAAGAUGAACAGCUAGUCAUAGUCAUAUCAGGCAGGGGACGUCAUUUACGUCUGUUCCCCAUUGCCUGCCUGGACGGUGAGGCUACUGUAAUCAAGGUUGAAGAGCCCAGGGGUUGCACCAUGUUCACGACGGGUAUCAUCCGCCAAGGCUCCACCACGUGCAUGUGCGUCGCCAUGAAGCGCACGGUCCUCAUCUACGAAUUUAACCGAAACAAGGGAAGGCAUAAGCGCAUCAAGGAGGUGACCCUACCGGCUCCGGCCCAGUGCAUGGAGGUGUUCGGGGGACGGCUCUGCGCGGGCUACACCUCCGGGUUCGGACUGUUCAGCAUACAGAUGGCGGGCCAGCAUGUGGAACCUCUUCUGAACAUUGAUGACCCGUCAUUGAGGUUCUUAACAGAGAUCCCUACCGAAGCAUUAGCAGCUGUAGAGAUCAGCAACAGAGAGUAUCUACUUUGCUUCUCAACUCUUGGUGUAUAUGUCGACUUCCAGGGUAGACGGACAAGGGAGCAGGAGCUUAUGUGGCCUUCCCAUCCAACUGAAAUUGCCUUCAACAGUCCGUACCUGAUUGUAUAUAGUGACAUCUCUGUAGAUAUAUAUGAUAUCAAGAUCAUGGAAUGGGUUCAGACGAUACCUAUCAAAGGAACUAGACAACUCUCUUGGGAUGGCAGCUUGAACCUUAGCUUCGUCACUGAUCUUCAUGCACCACGUCUUGUGUACUUCCACAACCGACUGGCUGUAUCAGAUCAUGAGAAGUUAAAUAUCCCAACAGUUGUCAAGUCUAGCAAGCAGCAAGCCAACAGGAGAAAAUUCUCCUUCAAGUCCAAAGAUGAAAUUAGGAAAUCAACAAAGUUUCAACCCAGGAAUGUAAUAAUAUCAGCACCUAGUAACUUCAGUCAUAUCACCCAUAUGGGACCAGGAGACAGUCUGUCAAAGCUACAAGAUAUUCCUGGAACUGAGAGCAGGCCUGCACGUAUCAAGAGCAUGGUCGGUCAGCCGCUGCCUGUCCAGCGCGGAAUACCCAAACAGAGGCCCAACACGGUCAUCAACCUCAGCAAGGACUACGAUCAGAACGGCCAACUGAGCAUAGCGCCAUCGGGGGCAGCCAACUUUGAGAUAAAUCUGACGUCACGGGACGGUUCGCAGGGAUCGCAAGAUUCACCGGAUCUCUCAGGACACUCCCCGAGGCAUUCCUUGGGAGAGGAAGCUUCUAGUUCUGGGACGCCACCCACCCCUCAUCGAACCAGCUACGCAGAGCAAGACCAAUCAUGAGGGCUACCGAUGAAGAACACCGGAGACUUAACACCAGACACUUCUGCUUCCUCUUAGUUCAUCAUUCAGCGAUUUCAAGUUCGGUGUUGACAUCUAGACCAAUGCAGUGUCAUUUGUAGUAGACUGUGUUUUACACCACCCUUGUCACUGGUGUUGAAAAAAGCAAUAGUGGAGGUGUUUAGUGCUUGGCACCAUGGAUGUGAAGAUCUUCAGUAGCUAUGGUGUGGGGUUGGCACUCAACACCAUAGCUAAGCACUACUCACUUUACUAGUGUUAAACAAAAGGGGAGGCAUUUAGUGCUUAGCACCUUGGAUGUGAAGAUCAUCAGUAGCUGCAGUACUGAGUUAGCUCUUGACACCAUUGCUGAACACUAGACUUCAAAUUGCCAGCUGAACUGUGCAGAACAGCUACCUGAACACUGAAAGCAUUACUACACUCCCAAGAAAUCCCUCUGAUGCAAUUGUAGUGCUGGCCUUUAGGUGUGUUACUGGUGUACUUAGCUGAAACUUAACACCAGACUCUAACAUUAAUUAGUUCAGGAGUACCUGUUAAGAAUUCUAAUAUUUUGUUUUAAUGUAAUUUUAACUGAUUGAAGAUGUAGCUUCAAAAGCAAAUGUAAGAAAUAUAACUGAGUUUGCAUAUUUUUGGCUUGCUGUAAAGAACAAGGCCUAAUGGUCCGUUAUGGGAGUUUAGUUAGAACACAUUUUGAUCACCAUCAUCAUCGACGUCAUUGUCAUCAGCAUCAUCAUCAUCAACAACAUCCACAUUAUCAUUGUCUUUAUUGUCAUUAUCAUCAUCAUCCCCCUCAUCCUCAGUCAUCAUAAUUAUUGUCAACGUCAUCAUCAUCGUCAUGAUCAUCAACUUGCUCUUUACCAUCACUUACCAAUCAUGUCCUUGUCAAUUUUGUUUCAAAUACUACUAUAUUAACACCUUUAUUUAUUGUCACAAAUAUCUUCAUUGUCCUAAGUUAUCGUACUCCAUAAGGCCAACAUUGUUGGAUUAGAAACUAUGGGUUAUUAACAGUAAUGGUAAGGGUAUCACAGCAUUUGAUAAAAGAAAUAUAACUACACUUUACUGUUCUUUACUGCCAUAUGGUGCAUAUUUUUGUUGUCUUUUGAUUGGUUUUCAUACUACACAGAACUAUAUAUUAUUGAUUUCAAAAAUGAAAAAUGACAUUUAAUCCCAUUCAGUCAUUUGAAAUUGCACUUCCAUGUACAAUUUUCAAAUUCAGUAUGCAUUUCAUUUUAUUUUCUAUACUUGAUAAGCGGGGAAACUAGUGCCAAUCUUGAUUAAUCACCUAAAUAUUACAUAAAUCUUUGACUCAUCUUGACUCAAAAAAGCAAAAUAAAACUGUAAUUCUUUGAAUUUUUCUCCUCUACCCCCCCCCCCCCAAAUGUAUUUACCAGGUGUACUUUGGGGUGAAAAAUCCAAUGCGUGAGCCAGAAAACAGUUCAUAUGAAAAAGAAUAUCCUAUUGUCUUUUUAUAAUGCGAAAGUAACUUCAUUGAAAUUUUUUAAAGACAGAAGUUGGUCACAAUCAUAAUGUCUAGUAUGAAUGAUUGAUACUUAUUACUUUCAUAUACUGUAGAACUAUAGGCAGAAAUACAAUGUAAGCAGUAUGCCAUAUUUUGCGGAAAUACUUUCAAAGGAAAUGGUAGUGCUGGAAGCUACUUAAACUAGAUUGAAAAUGUUGAUAGGUUUGUCUGGCCGUUUGUCAAGUAAUGCGCAAUAUGCCAAAUCAUGUGAUUUAUCCAGUUGUACUUCGAACGACCAACAUAUAUUUAUUAGAGUGAGUAUGCCAAUACACAUGGAUAAGUGAAAUCAUUGUUUCGUACCCUUAGGUCCUGUAGAAGCCCUCAUGAAUACAAAUAUUUCAUUCAUGAAAAACCAAAUGAGGGAGGGUUGUAAGUACAGCAUGAUCCCACGACCUUCUGAUUGAGUGUUGAGAGUCAGAUCCACUAGACCAUGACACACUUGUAGGGAUUAAACUAAGGUCAUCAACAUUAUCCCUUGUAACAUCGCAUUAAUAUUUCCCUUUUGCCUCAAAUUAUAUCAUCAUUAUGUAGUCCAAUUCUCGUAUUAUUUUCAGGCUUAUGCAUUGUAUGAGAGAAUAUACCCUUUUUUUUCAAUGUAAAAACACCUCAAAUCCGGACUAUUUUGAGGUUAAAAAAGUAUAUGUAAAAUGCAAAAUGAAGAUUUCUACGAAACAAAAUGUCUUAUAAGAAUUUAAUAAGUUUUUGUUAAAGUUGACCUAUGAACUUGAGUUUUAUUUAUUAUCACCAUAUCCGCUACAGCAUUUAACUUAACUGUUUCCUGGAAUAGUCUUGUAUGUGUCUUUCAUUAGUAAAUAGAAUCCUAACUUAUGAAAACCAAAUUCUUUUUUCUUAAGAGUGAAGAAAAAAAUUUUACAAAAUACUAAGAUGUACUUAAUUAUAUUUUUGGCUUCCUGUUCAUAAUUGUUAAAUCUUUUGUUGCAUAUUUUGUACAAAUGUGAAUAUUUUUGUUAUUUACUACAUAUCUAUAGAAACACAUUUUUUGUGACCCUCACGAGUAUUAAUUGUAAAUGUACCAUCGUAUAUUUCUAGAGACCUUAUCAUUGCAAUUCGCAUCUCAUGGUAAUAUAUGGUACCUAUAUCCCGUAUUGGUUUUAAAUUCAUUAUUUUUAUUUCAUAUUUCCAAUUCAGAAAAAAAGGUGCCUAGAAAUCUCUGUAUAAUGUAGGUACGAGUAGCAACAGACUAGAUGCACACAGUAGUGCUGAUUUUCAGUUUUAAGUACUGAAAAAUGAGAAUACUAAUGGUUUCAUGCAAAAUACUGAUUUCUAAAGUUACAGGUUUAUCUGCUACCCUAUGGUAUUUCUUUGAGAAUUUCCUCCCCAAAAUACUGAUUUUCAGCUUUUGACAUACGGGACUGCCGUUGUUCAGGUUGAUUUACUUCUGAUGAAAUGUCAGGCAAGGUGCAUUGUCCCGUGGGUUGGUAGCACUGAUGUAAGUUAGGUAGGUGAUAGUGCCUACUGAGUGCAAGGGCUUUUGUAGGGAUGCCACUUUUCAGACUACAGUCUGAAUUCAGACCUUUCCAACAUAUUUCCGGCCAUAGGAAACAACUUUUUGAUGUAGGAGAGGGGUCAUUCUAGAUGAUUUCAGACUUUUUGUUUUGUUAUCAAGCCCAAGCGGCAUCCCAGCUUUUGGCUUGUAGCUUGAUGAUAAUCCUCGCGAGUUUCGGAAGACCAUAUUUGUCAAGAGAGCGUGUCAUGAAGCAGCUCGUAAAUAAUUUUCACCAACUAACUUGCUCUGGAUCAAUCAGAUUCAAGGGUUUUAAUAGCUUAUAACAGUUAUCAGUGGAAAAAUCACUAUUUGUUUGAUGAAAUGCUCCCUCGUUCUAUGGGGUCCAGUGUUUAAGCAUGGAUAUAGACAGACCUGGGUGUGCUACUAGUGUCUCUAUGCUGUAAUGCGUGUUUACCUGUGUUAUACAAGUGUGCAGGAAACAAAUCAAUUAUAAUCUGACAUUUUAUUCAGUCAAAUUAGGAGAGUGCCAUAUGGUUCAGUAAUAAGGCUAGCUGCCCAAAGUUGUGGUGUUUAGAUCACGUACAAAUGAUAAAUGUAGAAGGUGCGGUUCGGCUGAUGUUCAUUAGUAAAUUAUUUUCCUAGAACAGUGGAUGCAGGCGAAAUGCACACCCCUUCUACAUUAAAACAAUCACCCAUUUAACAUACAUAUUAUUAUACCUGUAUCUCUGGAGAGCACCCAUGUACGAAAAUAGGUAUAUUCUCUGGUGCGUGUUUCUUGUGCUAUAUGAUGCAUCCGUGUGUAGCUCACCUAACACAGAAGAACAUAUUCCAAUCAUGCGUAAUUUCAAGAACAGAUUUUUGAAACGCCCGCCUGGUUGGAUAGGCCUAUUCAACAACAUUGGCCUUUCAUAUUAGGGAUGAAUAAAGAGGAAACUAUACUACUAUAUAUUAGUAAACCAGUUUCCACAAUUAAUUGCCGUAUUUCUGUUUAUGAUCAAAAUAUUGAAACAAGACAAAAUAACUUUUAAGGUCUCAAGGGCGAUGGCCAGAGUAUUUAAGCAUUUUUAUUUUUAAUUCUCUCUUUACAAACAAUGUUAUUUGGGGAAGUACAAUGAAUAUGGAUAUUAAUAUUUUUUAAUCAUGUAUUAAAAGUGAAGUGUAAUUUGGCAAUGUAAUUUGACAUUUUGAUUGUUUUUUGUAGAGCUGUUUAAUUGUUUAGGCAAGGUGUUUAUCUCAUUUUCUUACUUAACUAGGAGGUAAAACAAUAUGAAGCAACAGUACUAUUAGAAACAAAAUAUUCUUCUUUAGGCAUCUUGCUAAUUGUAAUUUGAUUAUAAUGAAUGUAGGGAAACUGUAGUUAACACAAUUAAUGGUUCUUAAUAAGAGAAAUUGAAUCUAAUACUGCUUAUUAAUGAAUGAGAUCUUAAUCAUUAACAAAUACAAUUGUAAUGGGACAAUGCGGACCGUGCAGUGAAAAUGUUCAUAUUCCAUUUUUUAAAAUGCAUUUAGGUCCAAUUUAUCCUUGUACAAAUAUAUAGAAUAUUGUGUGAAUGAUGUUUGGAAUUGUGUGAUCAAAUAAGAUGCAAUUAUUGCAACUCAUUACCUGCUUUAGGCCCAUAUCUAUAACUUGAUGCCCCGGUCAUACCUACGAAACCGACUCUAAACCGACCGAUGGUAUGCUAAUCAAAGUAAUGUAGUAGCUUUGGUAGGUCUGGGUUGGUUUCCUUGCUAUGACUGGCAUUAUAAUUUUUAGUCAGUCCACAGGUUUGUGGGUGAAAAUUUGAUUAUAUUUAAUUCUGUGACCUUUAAUUUAGUUUCUUUGUAUUUUUCUUUCGUGCAUGCUGUAGUCAGAUUAUUUUUUUUCUUUCUUCUGCUGUCGUUUACGAAAUGAAACAUGGAUUGCCAAGCAGUCAUGUUUCCAUUGCAGCAAUGCGAAAUGGGCUUUAUACUAGAGCGCUAUUUUUCUUUUCUUUGUGAUUAGGUGCAACCAAUUGAAAUUAAUCUUUCAUUUCAUACAUUCAACUGACUAUGAUAACGCAUUGUGCUUCUGAUCAUGGCCUGUAGCAUAAAGCAUAGCAAUUGAUCGUUGGGCUAGUUUCUACGAUUGAUUGCCUUGAUUAUUGUGUUUUAUCAACUGUAAAAAUCAGUCCUACAAUUAAUCGCUAAGCUUUAGGUCACCGGGUCAGUUUGAUUUUACUUAGAAAUUACAGGAUUGUUUUUAUUUUCAUGAAAUGACAAAUAAGGGGCCUGUUUCAUAAAACUUGUUACAAUAACAGUUUAAAGCUACUGAAAUCAUUUGAUUUGAUUGGCUGAUAGUAAACUUGUUAUUCUAACAAACGUGUUAUGAAAUGGGGACCUUGAACUAGAUGUACCUGUUCUAUGUGGGGGUGUGUUUGUGUGUGUGAUCUGUUAAGAGAGAGGGUCGUGAUUUAGGAGAAGUGAAAAUUUGAAAUACAUUGCAAUUUGUUGUGAUUGCUUUUUACCCGUGCUUUUUAGGAUAAGCUGAAAUGAAAAUAGUCCUUUGUGCCAGACAGUGUUGAAAUGGCUUUAAUAUUUUGAAGGCUUUUGUAGAAGUAUGCACAGUGCCACUGCUUUGUUCGAUCGAUGAAACUCGUUGGGAAGGGAAUCAAGGAAUUUUCUGGAGGUUUAUUAAAUCUGCAUGAGCUCAGGCUGUGAUUUAUUUAACAGACCAAAGCAAAGCAACCUCAAUAUUAAGAAUGUAUCAAUGUCAUUGUCAAGGUCAAACAGUUCAAAAUAGAAUCAGAGUGGCACUGUGAUAGAACUAAUGAAAUCUGCAGGCUAGCCAAAAGUUUGAGUCUUCCAAGCCUGUUUCUCUCUGUUUUUCCUCUCGUUCUUGCUCGCCAUUUAUUUCGGUGUGAAAAACUGACCACUAUUCUUCUUUGUCAUAGUUAUUCAAUUAUAAGGUUUUAUUCUCUUUUUAGUGAGACCUAUUGACGAUUGCUGUGAGUAUUGUGUGUGCGCUUCUGCAUCUUUGCAGAUGUAUUUAUACCAUACCAUCACAAGAUGGUGGCAAAGUUUAUCUGUUUGAUGACUUUAAACAUAGGGUAAGAUAAAUUAUUUACCUCAUUUUAAAAUUGUCUCGAGGUUUACAUGUAGGGGGCAAAAAGAGUACAAACAGUUAACUGUAUGCAAAACUGGUAUUGGAAUUAUUUCCUGUAUUCGUAGAUGAUAACAAUGUUGAGUUUUAUUAAUGCUUUGUUUUUUAAAGAGAGAAGAAAUACUUUGCCUUGCUAGUUGAUGAAAUUGAGAUAAAUGUUAAACAUAGAUGUGUCUAUAGGUAAACUAACUAUAUAAAAAUGAAUUACAGUAAUGCGUGUACACUUUUUGAGAAGUAGCUUAUUAAUGUAAUUAUAAUAACUUGUAUUAUUUAUAUGUAUCAAAUAUGAGGUUUCUUACUCGUCGGCUCAUUUUCCUCUGCAGAUAUAAUGAUGAGUGGAAUAUGAUUAUCUAUGUAUUUAAAAAAAUAAUAAUGUAUGUUUGUGUAUAUUAACUGGAUGACAGGAGAAGCAGUGUACUGUAUAUUGUAUGUCAGGUUUUACUACAUUUGUUAAUAGUAUUAUAAUGUGAUGAGGAAUUUAAAUGAAUGAGCAGUUCUUGAAGUAACGAGACGGACGGUUUUUGUUUCAUCUGCACUAGUUGUUACAAAGUGAAAGAGAAUAUACAGCAGGUACAAACAGGA